CCCACAUUCUCAUUCCAAGGUUUGCGAAUGCCACGAUAGAAUUCAACAGCCUGACUGUCUAGUCCCUCAGCAGGAGACAGUGAGCCACCGCUUACGAGACGACCGACCACAGAAGCAUGAGCUACUAAUUGCUGAGACUACUUACAGUGGCAACGGGUGCCUCCGUCCCUCUGCACAAUUGUCGGAAAUGUCUGCUCAUGAGGACCUGCGCGCAGAGUGGAAGACUUUGUAUUCCGAGACUUUACCCGCACUUGCUAGAUCUCGUGAUCCUGCUCAGCCCAAAUGGCCUGUGACGCUCGAUCACUGCUUCGCACGGAUCAUCCUGGAUAACACGGUAGGCAAAGGCCAGCAGCAGUGGGACAAAGUGAUUGCGAAGCCAGCCGUCAGGAAUAUGGACGAGCAACAACUGCGAGACGCCAUUGACCUGGGAAUGCACAUAAUCGCUGGAAAAGCUAACCUCUGCCAUCUGGACGAGUUGAGCUUGCAAUGUAGAGGCAAGAAUGAAGGCAAAUAUGCCAGCAAUAACAGUGGACAGUCUAAUCCAAAGGAAGACAUUCCAGCGCGAACAAGAGAAAAGCGCUCGGUGGAAGAAAGCACGAAAAUCGAAAGUCCUGCGAAGAAAAGAUUGAAGCAGAACAAAAACCAGUCAACGCUACAAUUCGAACCAACUGUAAUAGCGCCCGAGAAAACCCCUGCGACAAAUAAUGCGCUGCAGGUCGAAGACAGGGAGCAGCUCCAGAUGACACUACACCGCAUACAGGGGCAUGCGACACUGACUGCUUACCGGAAGAAGUUGUACACCGUUCUUCUGUCCGUACCAAGAGGUCGUUAUACCACGUACGCAGCAAUGUCCAACUACUUGAACUCCUCCGCCCGUGCUGUUGGCAGUGGAAUGCGCAACAACCCAUUUGCACCGGACGUACCUUGUCACCGAGUUCUGGCGGCAUCGGGCGAGAUUGGUGGCUUUAAUGGUCAGUGGGGAAAAGAGGGAAAAUAUGCGAACAAGAAAAUCGAGCUUCUGCGCAACGAAGGCGUUAUGUUCGAUCCAAAAGGAAGAGUGGUGGGUGAGCCCUUUCGGAAGUUUCACACUUUCGAAGACAUGCCCAGAGUUGCGAGUUAUCCGGACUAGAAACGAGGUGAUCUAACGGCGAUCAUGUUUUCGAGAAGCAUGCUUGAGUGAGGCCGGAUCUCUGAUGACUGUCAAACGUGACAUGUUCACGACAUUUUACAACGGAUGCCCAAGGAUCAGUGCUAUCAUGGUACGUGCGAUC
Molecule: messenger RNA, 1271 nt
Organism: Exophiala viscosa
Lineage: Eukaryota; Fungi; Ascomycota; Eurotiomycetes; Chaetothyriales; Herpotrichiellaceae
Product: methylated-DNA--cysteine S-methyltransferase
Exons: 1
Coding region: 188-1129 (313 amino acids)
Biological process (GO): DNA repair
Molecular function (GO): methylated-DNA-[protein]-cysteine S-methyltransferase activity
Source: RefSeq, a predicted model, not a curated record